This is a messenger RNA of Endocarpon pusillum Z07020, 1221 nucleotides long. RefSeq lists its product as uncharacterized. The transcript has a single exon. Gene Ontology annotation, molecular function: protein binding. The record is from RefSeq and is a predicted model, not a curated record. Lineage: Eukaryota; Fungi; Ascomycota; Eurotiomycetes; Verrucariales; Verrucariaceae. Bases 1 to 1221 code for a protein of 406 amino acids. Gene Ontology annotation, cellular component: mitochondrial matrix.
AUGUCCCUACCUCCCAAGUUUAAUCAAUGUCUAAGAUCUCCUUUUACGCCUUUUCGACCCUUUCUUUCCCGGACAUAUUCUCAUUCGCCAGGAGUGAGGGCUCAUGAGCGACCGGUUCUCAGGUACGCUCAACUGCCAUCACGAUCACUUAUUGAGGUUGGACCCAACGCGGAUAAUGCUCGCACUUUUAUACAUGGCCUUGUGACAGCAAACACCGAAAGUUUGCAGUACACAUCGUCCAGCUAUUAUACUGCCUUUCUGAAUGCUGGUGGCCGAGUCCUGGAUGAUGUCUUUAUAUAUCCACCUCCGAGCAAUUUCGAACCCGGAACUGGAGGCUUGCGAGGCCAGGACGAGCCGGAUCAAUAUAUGAUCGAAGUCGAUAGGGAGAGAGCUGAUGCCCUCAUCAGACAUUUGAAGAAACACAAACUGCGUAGGAAAUUGAGCUUCCGUCUGCUAGAUCAGGAGGAAGGUCCAGUAUAUGGGAUCUGGGCAGAUGAGCCAAAUAUUGACCCUUUCACGGCUUUGAAACCCACACUCGAACCACUUCGGAGCUGGAAGCUUGAUCAAAGACCAAAUAUGGGAGCACGAUGCAUACUACGGUCAAAGGCGGAAAUGGAACAAUUUUUUGGCCCUCCUAAUGCAAGCUUUGAGGACUAUACAAUACACAGAAUGAUGAAUGGGAUAGCAGAGGGAUCAGCAGAAAUAGUACCCACCUCUGCGUUGCCCCAGGAGAGUAAUCUUGAUCUUUUGGGUGCAAUCGACUUUCGCAAAGGAUGCUAUCUAGGACAGGAGUUGACCAUCAGAACUCAUCAUACUGGGGUUGUACGUAAGAGAAUAGUCCCAGUCCAACUCUAUGAUAACGCAUCGCCAAAACCCGCGACGGCCGAUGCUCCAGAAUACAUCUCCACCGCGAAGUUCACAUUGCCUCCUCGGCAAUCUGCUAUAUCAAAGGUAUCCGCUCGCAAAGGCCGAAGUACGGGAAGAUGGCUUGGUGGUGUAGGCAACAUCGGACUGGCAUUAUGCAGACUGGAAAUAAUGGCCAACAUCAGACUGACAGAGGAAACUGCGCUCUAUGAUCCCGAGGAGGAAUUCAAGGUGGUCUGGGAUGAAGAGACGGAGACCGUUCAAUCAAAGGAGCUCAAAGUCAAAGCUUUUGUGCCACGCUGGAUGAGGCUGGGUAUCGCGGAGAGACUGAAAAGUCUAAAAGGCCACCGUACCUGA